This is a messenger RNA of Podarcis lilfordi (Lilford's wall lizard), 10106 nucleotides long. The record is from the annotation of a GenBank genome assembly. Lineage: Eukaryota; Metazoa; Chordata; Lepidosauria; Squamata; Lacertidae.
AUGGCUGUGAAAUGUGCCGGCAAAAUCUCCAUGGCCUGUGUUCUCUUGGGCACUUUCAUCUGCUCCUUCCUUGGUAAGUUCUGCAAAUCUUGCUUGCUUGUUGGAGGGGGGCGAGGUUGUUGAAGAGAGUCAGGGAGUGAGGUUUGUCAUGAAAGAGGAAACGGGGAUGGCUAAAUUACAGCUGAAUGAGGCGGCUCAGAGAAAGGGCUCGCUCAGUUAACAGGAAGGAGCUUCGGCCCAUAAAUUUUAACCAUGUGCAAACAAAUCAGAAAGAACUUUGCACAGAUUUCUGCCUUGCACUUCCAGUGCUUUGAUGUAACUCAGCGCAGCUCCAGAGUAAUUAAACCAUUAGCAUUCCACAAAAGGGAACAACAUGGAAAGUGGAGAAAGCUUUUCUUCCACUGCUCUGGAGGGUAGAUUCUUUUAGGAUAUUUCCGUUCCACCUUAAAAGGGAGCAGGCUUUGUGAGUCACAGAGUCUGCGUAUUUUCUGCUCACAGGAAGUUUCUGUUUGUCUAUUGCUUUUGUUUUCUCUCUGUGCCUGAGACAUCGAAGCAGGCAGUCAUGUUUUUUUUGUUCUGACCAACGCUGAAUAAAGUAAUAAAUAAUGCUCUCCUGAGUGCAUCUUUCGCUGUGCGAACUCUGCUGAUAGAGCGUGCACCAGCUCUGGAAUGUGGCAAGCUAUUUCUGAAGCUCGUGUCGCUAAUUGACUGAUACUGUAUCUACGGGAGAUCAAUGGAUCGUCCGGAAUCGACGUGGGAUCAUGAAGGCCUUUGUCUCCCUGGCAGUAUCCCAACAGAUUCAACCAACAGAUUCAAGAAAGGAGAUUUGAAUUAAACAUUAGGGAGAACUUUCUGAUGGUAAGAGCCUCAGAAGGUGGUGGACCUUGAAGGUUUUGAAACAGAGGUUUGAUGGCUGUCCAUUAGCCUGGAGGUCCCCAUCACUUAGUUGUGGCUCUUGCAACCUGGCCCGCUCUUUGGCAAUGCUGAUGGGGACACUUAAGGGGCCAGCUUAGGUCAUUCUCUUACAAAGAAACUUGUCCAACUAAUUUAGCAAGUGAAACCUCUAUUGCAUUCUUUGUUUUUGUUUUUUUUGGAAAUAAUUUUUAUUUGAUUUUAAAAAACAAACAGCAUGUAACAAAAUCAUUUCUAAAUCCAUAUACAGUGGUACCUCUGGUUGCGAACGGGAUCCGUUGCGGAGGCCCAUUCGCAACAUGAAAAGAACGCAACCUGCAGUGGUGCGUCUGCGCACACGCGGGUUGCGAUUCGUCACUUCUGCGCAUGUGCAUGACAUCAUUUUGUGCUUCUGCGCAUGCGUGAGCGGUGAAACCCAGAAGUAACCCUUUCCAGUACUUCCGGGUCGCCUUGGGACGUAACCUGAAAGAAGGUAACAUGAAGUGGAUGUAACAUGAGGUAUGACUGUACAGUGGUACCUCAGUUUAAGAACAGUCCAGUCUAAGAAUGAUUUGGUUUAAGAACUCUGCAAAACCGGAAGUAGUGUCCCGGUUUGAGAACUUUACCUCGGUCCAAGAACGGAAUCUGAACAGUGGAAGGGCACCGGCAGCAGGAGGCCUCAUUAGGGAAAGUGCGUUUGUAAAUUACAAAUUACGUUUGUAAACCGAGAUAGCACUGUACAAAGAUUACUCUGAAUCUCGCAACUUCCCCCCACCCCCCUUCAUGGGCCCUAAUGCUAAUAUUUAUAUCUGCAUAUCAAUUCAUUAUCCAAAUAUUUUGUCCCUCUAAAUUAUCCAUAAUUUUUGUUACUUUACAAACGUGGUUAAAAUUCUGCUAAUGUUUUCGUCUGUUUACAAUGGUCUCGUAGAUAUAUUAUAAUUUCCCCCCAUUCUUUUUUUAAAGUUCUUGUUCUUUUGGUUUCUGAGCUUCCCAGUUAAUUUUGCCAUUUCAGAAUAGUCCAUCAACUUGUUUUGCCAUUCUUCCCUGUCAACAUUGUUUCUUCCCUCCAUCUCUGGACUAGUAAAGUCCGUGCGGCUGUUGUCGCAUACAUAAAAAGCCUUUUCUGGUCCUUUGGGAUCUCAGUACAUGUAAUUCCUAGAAAAGCUUCUGCGUUUUUAUUUUAAGCAAAAGUUACUUUAAACAUUUUUUUCAUUUCAUUAUAUAUCAUCUCCCAGAAAGUUUCUGUUAUCUUGCGCUUCCACCACAUAUGAUAAAAUGUACCUUCCUUUUCUUUACACUUCCAGCAGAUAUUGGUUCUUGUUCUAUACAUUUUUGCUAACGUAGUAGGAGUCAAAUACCACCAAUACAUCAUUUUCAUAUCAUUUUCUUUCAGCGUACAAAAUGCCUUAAAUUUCAAAUCUAUUUUCCAUAGCCUCUCCCAAUCUGCCAACUGUAUAUUGUGUCCCAAUGUCUAUUGCAUUCUAACCCUCACUGUGUACAGGACCCGAGAACUGGAAAGGACUCAAGGAGUCAUUCACACCAUCUGGCAAACACGCAACAAUAUUAUGGUAUCCUGCUCUACCUGAUAUAAAAGAAGCAUCAAUAUUUGGCACUCCCCCCCUUCACUUUCUCCCUUUUUCCUCUUACUUAUUUUUCCCUCCCCAAAAACACUUAGGCCUUGAAAGCAGUCAGGUACCAAAGACUCCUAUGAUUCAGCUGAACGGGAUCCUGGGAGAAUCCGCCUUGCUUUCUGUACAUAUAACCUCGGCCAAUACCGUGUCCAUCGUUAAAUGGAUAUUCCACCCUCGAAAAGGCGAGGCAAAUGACCUUGGGCGAUUCAGCGAUGGGAAAUGGGUGCGGUGGAAUAUGAGCGACAGUUUUGGGCAGCGUCUGGAAAUGGUUGAUGGCCCCACGCUGAAAAUAAGCAAAUUGGUGGUGAAGGACAGUGGAGUCUACAAGGCUCAUGUGACGUUUUCCACAGGAGUGACAGAAUCACACACAUUCAGCCUCACUGUCUAUGGUAUGUACUUGUUUCACCAUCGCACACUGUAAGGAUGUGGGAGAAAUUCAGUCCUGUUCACUUUCACCUGCCUAGGGGAAAGACCACCUCCUUCCUUACAGACUCUUCCAGGUGUUGAGAUCGGCAGUCGGGACCCUCUUGGUAGUCCUGCCAUCCUCAAAAGUUUGGGGAGGGUGGCCUAGGGAGGGGGAUGGAGAGAGGGACUUCUUGGUGGUGGCCCCUAGGCUGCAGAAUGCGUCGCUGUACAUGCAUAAGAACAUAGGAAGGAUCUGCUGGACCAGGCCAAAGGGGACCUCUAUAGUCCAGCCUCCGGUCUUUGCUGUGGCCGACCAGAUGCCCAUCAUGGGAAGCCCACAAGCAGAACCCGGGAACAACUCUUCCUUCCUGUGGUUUCCAGCAACUGACACUCUUCUUUCAUCAAGCCCAUCUGAUGGAUGUGGAAAUGGUGAUGAGGAAGCAGCCAGCACCCCCCCCAAAACCCCCCCCCCAGUCAGUGAAACCCCAGAGGCAUCAAAGUAAAACACAAUUCCAAAUGUUGCUGCUGACCUUUAAAUCCCUAAACGGCCAUGACCCAGUAUACCUGAAGGGGCGUCUCCAUCCCCAUUGUUCUGCCCGGACACUGAGGUCCAGCUCCGAGGGUCUUCUGGCGGUUCCCUCCCUGCGAGAAAUGAGGUUACAGGGAACCAGGCAGAGGGCCUUCUCAGUGGUGGCGCUUGCUCUGUGGAACGCCCUCCCUUCAGAUGUCAAGGGGAUAAAGAACUACACAACUUUUAGAAGACAUCUGAAGGCUGCCUUGUAUUGGGAAGAUUUUAAUGUUUGGUGUUUUACUGUGUUUUUAUAUUCUGUUGGAAGCCUCCCAGAGUGGCUGGGGUAACACAGUCAGGCAUACAAACAAUAAAAUAUUUUUAAAAAUUCAUUUCUAACAGAGCCAGUGCGGGAGCCGCAGGUCACCCAUAAACUGAUCUCCAACACACCUGAGGGCUGCAAUGUAACCCUGCGGUGCCAGGCAUCAGGAAAGGGAGACUUCCGUGUCUCCUGGAAAAGAGGGAAUCCCCUCAGAGCCCUAGGCGAGAGCCCGGACUGGCACCAACUCUCUGACAACGGGGAAGAUCUCCAUCUGUUCUGGCAUCGCAACGCCUCAGAUGCCAACAUCACCUGCCUGGUGAGCAAUCCGGUGGAUCAGAAGAACAUUUCCAUCAACCUCCUCAGCCUCUGCCCAGCUGAAGGUAAGGAACCCCUGGCCCAUUUCCCCAUUUCCUCCAUUAGCCUGUCUUUAUUUAAUGUGUUUGUAUCCUGCCUUUCUCCAAGUUUAUUUUAUUUGUCAGAAUAUUUGUAUACUGCUGGGCCACAAAAAGCAUAUCAAAGAGGUUUACAGCAACAAAACCAUAAAACCGUAUAAGAAAAGUUUAAAAGAGACAUCAGUUAACUGUCUGGAUUAAUUAAUUAGCUCUGUAUUUUUAUUAAUUUUCCAUCAAAAAACAAGGAAAAAAAUGCAUAUAACACCACAUUGAAACUUUCACAGAUUUUCCCUGGACUUAGAAUCAUAGAAUCAUAGAAUCCUAGAGUUGGAAGAGACCACAAGGGCCAUCGAGUCCAACCCCCUGCCAAGCAGAAAACACCAUCAGAGCACUCCUGACAUAUGGUUGUCAAGCCUCUGCUUAAAGACCUCCAAAGAAGGAGACUCCACCACACUCCUUGGCAGCAAAUUCCACUGUCAAACAGCUCUUACUGUCAGGAAGUUCUUCCUAAUGUUGAGGUGGAAUCUUCUUUCUUGUAGUUUGGAUCCAUUGCUCCGUGUCCGCUUCUCUGGAGCAGCAGAAAACAACCUUUCUCCCUCCUCUAUGUGACAUCCUUUUAUAUAUUUGAACAUGGCUAUCAUAUCACCCCUUAACCUCCUCUUCUCCAGGCUAAACAUGCCCAGCUCCCUUAGCCGUUCCUCAUAAGGCAUCGUUUCCAGGCCUUUGACCAUUUUGGUUGCCCUCCUCUGGACACGUUCCAGUUUGUCAGUGUCCUUCUUGAACUGUGGUGCCCAGAACUGGACACAGUACUCCAGGUGAGGUCUGACCAGAGCAGAAUACAGUGGCACUAUUACUUCCCUUGAUCUAGAUGCUAUACUCCUAUUGAUGCAGCCCAGAAUUGCAUUGGCUUUUUAGCUGCCGCGUCACUCUUGGCUCAUGUCCUGUUUGUGGACAACCACGCCUCCUCGAUCCUUUCCCCAUGUACGGAUCUCAAGCCAGGUGUCCCCAUCUUGUAUUUGUGCUCUCUCAUUUUUUUGCCCAAGUGCAAUACUUUACAUUUCUCCCUGUUAAAGUUCAGCUUGUUUGUUUUGGCCCAGUUCUCUAAUCUGUCAAGGUCGUUUUGAAGUGUGAUCCUGUCCUCUGGGGUGUUAGCCACCCUCCCAGUUUGGUGUCAUCUGCAAAUUUGAUCAGGAUGCCCUUGAGUCCAUCAUCCAAGUCGUUGAUAAAGAUGUUCAAUAAGACCGGGCCCAAGACAGAACCCUGUGGCACCCCACUAGUCACUCUUCUCCAGGAUGAAGAGGAACCAUUGAUGAGCACCCUUUGGGUGCGGUCAGUCAGCCAGUUACAAAUCCACUGAGUGGUAGCAUAGUCAAGACCGCAUUUUACCAGCUUCUUUACAAGAAUAUCAUGGGGCACCUUGUCAAAUGCCUUGCUGAAAUCAAGGUAGGCUACAUCCACUGCGUUCCCUUCAUCUACCAGGCUUGUAAUUCUGUCAAAAACGAGAUCAGGUUAGUCUGACAUGACUUAUUUUUCAGAAAUCCAUGCUGACUAUUGGUGAUCACAGCAUUCCUUUCUAGGUGCUCACAGACUGUUUGCUUAAUGAUCUGCUCCAGAAUCUUCCCGGUAUUGAUGUCAGACUGACUGGGCGGUAAUUAUUUGGGUCCUCUCUUUUCCCUUUUUGAAAAUAGGGACAACAUUUGCCCUCCUCCAGUCUGCCGGGACUUCGCCUGUUCUCCAGGAAUUCUCAGAGAUGACUGCCAGUGGUUCUGAGAUCACAUCUGCCAGUUCUUUUAAUACUCUUGGAUGCAGUUCAUCUGGCCCUGGAGACUUGAAUACAUCUAAACUAGCCAAGUAUUCUUGUACUAUCUCCUUAGUUAUUCUGGGCUGUGUUUCCUUUGCUGAAUCAUUUGCUCCAAAUUCUUCAGGUCGGGCAUUGUUUUCUUUAUCGGAGAAGACUGAGGCAAGGAAGGCAUUGAGGAGUUCAGCCCUUUCUGUGUCCCCUGUUUGCAUUUCACCAUCUUCUCCUCUGAGUGACCCCACUGUUUCUUUGUUUCUUUGUUCUUCCUUCAGCCUCUCUGACAAUCAUCCAAAUUUAACUUUUUUAAUUACACAUUUCCUAAAUUUGCUAUUGCCUUUUAGCAUAUCCUUCCAAAUUUGCUUUUCUUUUUUACAAUACUUCUCAAACUUUUACAAAGCGUCUUGAAAUGCCACUAGCAUGAAUUAAUUAAUUUUAUAAUGAAUGAUUUUAGAGUGUUGUUUGUGCUGUACUUUUGUACUGUUUUAUUGUUGUUAGCCGCCCUGAGCCCGGAUUCGGCUGGAGAGGGCGGGAUAUAAAUAAAAUUUAUUAUUAUUAUUAUUAUUAUUAUUAUUAUUAUUAUUAUUAUUAGCGUUAUUCUCUCCUCACUUAUACAUUCCAAAUAAUCUACAAACUUUCCCCAGUCCUCGAUGAACUUUUGAUCUCGUAGAUAUCUGAUCUUCCCAGUUAAUUUAUCAAGGUCUGCAUAGUCCAUCAGCUUCAUUCUCCACUCCUCCAAUGUUGGUACUUGUUCCUGUUUCCAUUUCUGGGCCAGUAAUAUUCUUGCCGCUGUUACUGCAUAUUGGAAAAGUUUACAAUCCUUUCUAUUUAUUUCAUUUCCUAUAAUUCCUAAGAGAAAGGCCUCUGGUUUCUUAACAAAUGUAUAUUUCAACAUUUUUUUCAAUUCAUUAUAUAUCAAUUCCCAGAAGCUCUUCACUUUCUUACAUUCCCACAACAUAUGAUAAAAUGUACCAUCCUUUUCUUUACAUUUCCAACACUUCUUACAUGUUUUAUACAUUUUUGCAAGUUUUACAGGUGUAAUAUACCAUCUAUAAACCAUUUUCAUGACAUUUUCCUUUAACGUAGUACAUGCAGUAAAUUUAAUAUUUUCAUUCCAAUACAAUAUUUUGGGUUACCUGGAUCUAAGCCACGUAGGUCUUUAGACGUCAAAACCCUGCCCUGCACCCGGCUCCAGCUUUUACGGACUGCCUCCAUAUUGCACCUUCGACCUCGGACUGGACUCGGACCUCGCCUCUUGGUUGCCCCACGGGACCAGCACACUGAUGGUGUUGGGACCAAGAGGAGGUGCUCAUCUGAGGGCCUUGGCACCCGGCCAGCUCCGUAAAGGGAGAUACAAUAUUUGGGUAACCGGGAUCUAACCACGUAGGUCUUUAGAAGUCAAAACCAGCCUUCCUCUUCUCUUUCUCACAGGGAGGGAUGAAGCAAGCACCCAUGGGGUCAUGUAUUGGUGGGUGUCUUGUUACAAUCACCCUGAAAAGACAAUAAUUGCUUUUUUCAGGCAACCGGGCAUUCUGGUUGAUUCUCUGGCUUUUUCAGAAUCCCUCAUCUCAGUUCCAGUCAUAUCAAUCAUCUUGUUUGUGUUCUUGGGGGUCUUCCUGUGUAGGAAAAGCAACAAAUGUCAGACCGCAAAGGUAGGAAGCAUCUUUUGUUACUCUCUAGUACAUGUCAACUGGAGUUGGGUUGGCAAAUUAUGCAUUCUUCUUUCCUUGUUAAUCUUUUUAAUCUUAUGGAAUAACACAUUUCUGCUGUUGGGGCCAGCGAUGCUUCUGAAUGUUGUGGGAAUGUUCAGGGAAUGUUCAGGGAUGCAGGAGAGGAUAUAUUGUCUGAUAAUAGCCUUUCCAACUUGUGUUAACAAGUUCACAAUUUAGCAGAGUAACAUUCCCCUUUUUAAACUUGCAGCGGAUGCGUUUGCUCAGGCUCGCUAAAGCCUCUAGAAUAACUGUUGUGGUAUUUUCCCCUUAUUCCCUCAUAAAAGAUAAGACACGACACAAUCUUCUAUAAAAGUAUAAAAAGGUUUACUCACACAUCAUUCUGUUCACAAUAGGAUCCCAGAAGGCAGACUUAGCUUAGAAAAGUUAUAUACACCUGGAAACUAUCUCAUAAGGAGACAGUCCCUUUGUCCUCUCUUGGCUAAAAGCCAAGAGGGCAUCUUUGGCUAAGCAGAUGUUGCUUCUUUGACGCAUGUAGUCAAAGAGAGAGAGAUGGCUGCCCUGCCCUGUGCUUUUGUUGUUACCUGCACAGGUGAGGCCACACCCACCUCUAGUCACAUGCAGAGGAAGUCUGUUCCAGCCCAGAAGGAAACAGGAAGUUUACCUGCUGGCUGGACAAACAUUCUUCCCAAUGUGUAAACAUGUUCACUCUAGGAAGGUUGUACUUGACUGCUCUUGUGUUUCACAUCCCACAAAUGUCAGCUGCAGGAAACCGCAGGAGGAGAGAGCUGCUCUUGUGCUCAGUUCCUGCUUGCUGGUUUCCCACAAGCAUCUCAUGGGCCCCUGUAAGAACGAGAUGCUGGACUAGGUGGGCCCCCUUUGGCCUGAUCCAGCAGCCAGGCUCUUCUUACAUUACAGUGGUACCUUGCUUCCUGGACGGCUUGGCUCCCAAACAAAUUGGCUCCCGAAUGCCGCAAACCCGGAAGUAAGCGUUCCGGUUUGCAGACGUUCUUUGGAAGCCAAACUUCCAUUUCGGGUGUCGGCACUGUUUCUGGGGCCAAUCAGCCAAUCAGAAGCUGCCUCUUGGUUUGCGAAUGUUUUGGAAGUCGAACAGAUUUCCAGAAUGGAUUGAGUUCAAGAACUAAGGUACCACUGUAUUAUGUUCUUAAUGCACAAGCAGAAGUGUGGAUGAGCCCAAAGUGGAAGUAGGAUGUGUGUCAAUCCAGUAGUGUACAGGAUUUGAUUUAUUCCUGUUUUGCUCCAGCAGCCUCAAAUCUUCAGGAUCUGUUUCCUUAGUGUGUGGUUGGCCCUGCAUUAUGAAGCCUCUUACAUUUCUCUUUCUGCCUCUCUCUGCAGAUUGACUAGAACACAGAACACCUCUCUCUCUCUGACAAUGACUGAGCUGUAUCAACCCCCAGUUCCCCCCCCAAAGAGGAGACGGAAAGCCCUCGAGUGAGUUUGGAUCUCCCUGACGCUGUCUCUGAGAGCAACUCUAGUUGCAUUUCUUAAGAUGAAAAAUUGGAAAUAAGAAUUAUUGCACAUGCUUUGAGUGAAGAAAAGGGUAUGUUAGCUGCUAAUUAAGCCUGCCACUAAGAAGUUAAGAGUGAUGGACUGGACUGGACAGAAGAUAACAUUAAAGAAUAACAUCUAUCCCGGUAUGUUGAAACGGAACGGAAAGGAGGGGGGGAACUUUUCCUUUUUUUUAACUACGAUAUUAUCAUACAACUUAUAGCAAGUGAGAUUGGAAAAUAAACUGCGUGGAAAUAAAAAUAUCAACUAAAGCCUUUGUUUUGUGAAAGAUUUGGAAAGAAAAUAAAAGGCUCUCUUGUGACGCAAUUUUUAAUCGGGAUCCACCAUUACGAGGCAGACUAAGUUCGAUGGCAAAUCUUCUCUGGAAAGACUGAUUUAUGGUGCAACUUGUCUGGGAAAAUUAAUGAGCAGAUGCUUAGAUUUUAUUUCAUCGGAACUGAGAAAGAUGGUGUCUGCCGCCCGAGCAGGACUUCUGGAUCAGCGUGUGAAGAUUUAUUGCAAACAAAAGACUUACCAGCUUUAAAAAAGGGAGAGUCUUCCAAAGUUCACACAGAAGCAUAAUAAUGUUUACUUUAAUUCGCCUGUGGAAACACUCAGAGGCUAUUAAGAAGAAAAAGGAUAUCAACAAGAAGAUUGAAAGAUGGGACUGGUGAACACUAAAAGCAGCAGAAAUAUGAGAUGACUGGACCCUUACUGAACUUGAAGCAUGGGAACCCCCAACAAAAAUUUGUAAUUUGGCAAAAUAUUUGGACUUUAUUAUAUGUAUUGGUAUAAUUUGGAAUAAUUAAUGUGGUAUGAUUGGAUUGUUAAAUGGAAAACUUAAUAAUUUUUUUUUUUUUUAAAAGAACAAAGGUGUGUCAGCCCUUAUAUAGACAUUUUAAAUUGCCCGCCUUGGAGUCCAAAACCACCACCAGAAAAAUCAUACCUACAUCAAGGGGUGUAGCUCAAGACCCCCCCCCCAG